Suillus fuscotomentosus is the source of this 798-nucleotide messenger RNA. RefSeq lists its product as uncharacterized. The coding region runs from base 1 to 798 and encodes 265 amino acids. Lineage: Eukaryota; Fungi; Basidiomycota; Agaricomycetes; Boletales; Suillaceae. The transcript is spliced from 6 exons. The record is from RefSeq and is a predicted model, not a curated record.
AUGAGAGGCAUGAUUCUCUACACCGACGAAAUGAAGGAAAUGGCCGCUGUAGGCAUGCACGCUGAUCUCAAGCUACAUCUUCAAGUUGACGACCAAAACAGAGGACUUUGCAAGACACGAUGGAGCUAUGGAUGGAACAUGUACCGUCAUCUAUGGCAGAUUAGCAUAUAUUCUCCGCCAUCACGAAUACCUAAAUCACCAUGGCCAACCCGAAGUGCGCUUGAUGUGCAUUCGGUGGCCGGGAAGCGUGGACCCCUCAAAAAGUCUCCCUUCCUGACUGGCACUGCAGUUGCUAUGUUUUGGAUUCCAUUCCUAAUGCUAGAUCGUCUUAAACAUGUUUAUGUUGAUGGUCUCAUAAAUGGGGUGGACAUCAGGAGAUUUACUGAUGAUUUCAGCGCCCAGGCCAAAGCUCAAACUACCGUGGCAAGUGUCAUUAUGGCGGUCAACGCCAGCAUCCUUGCAGUUCCAGGUCUAGGUACACAACUGGCUAUGAAGGCAUUGUGUUCCAUCUCCUUCAUUCUCUGUGUCUACAGCAUCAUCGGGUGCACAAUUGCACAACAAUUGGUUCAAAGCUUGAGAUACCUUGACUUUUCAGCAUAUUACUUACAAGAGGAGAUGGGCACUUUUGUGAUCCUUAGUUUGGCAUUUGCCAUCAUUGGAGUUCUAGCAGGGAUCUUCACUGUUGAAUUUGGCCUUCCCUUGUCCGAAAGGAUAGGAUGCGGGCUGAUCCUUGUUGUUGGGGGAGGGCUCAUGAUUCCAUUGACGAUGGCCAGCUUUGGGCCUGGACUGAUUCAAUGA